Molecule: messenger RNA, 3231 nt
Organism: Doryrhamphus excisus (bluestripe pipefish)
Lineage: Eukaryota; Metazoa; Chordata; Actinopteri; Syngnathiformes; Syngnathidae
Source: RefSeq, a predicted model, not a curated record
GCGAAGGAAGCCGAAGGUUGGCUUACUCUAGACCUAAACAAAGUAGGCAGACGGAUCACCCUCACCGGGACGUGUCUACAUCCAGGAGCGAUGGAACAGCGGAACGAAACCGCGACGAAAGCGGAAGUGUUGCCGUCAGACGUCUUCAAGGUGAUUGUAGGUGCACCGCCCCGGCCGGAGACCCCCCGCAUCAAGGAGGAGGACGCGACAGAGGUCCGGGUGGCGGCAGGGGGCGAAGACGACGCUCCAGGCGAGGCUGAUGGAGACCGCCGUGGAGGAGCACAGGCAGCCCGCGACACGUCCACCACAUGCUCGCAGUGCGGAAAGACCUUUUACUCCAAGUCCAACCUGAACUUGCACAAGAAGAUCCACACGGGAGAGAAGCCGUUCGGCUGCUCGCUGUGCGGGAAGAGGUUCUCCCGGAAAGAGAACAUGAGCCGACACGUGAGCACUCACAGCGGCCUGAAACCUUUCAGCUGCUCCGUGUGCGGCUCCUCCUUCACUCAGCACGACAGCCUGCUGCGACACGUGGCCACGCACGAGCGCGCCAAAUCCUUUGCGUGCUCCGUGUGCGCCAAGGCCUUCUACGACCAGUACCACCUCAGGCGCCACAUGGAGGUGCACAGCCAGGAGAAACCUUUCAGCUGCUCGCUAUGCACCAGGACCUUCCGGCACCGCUCGGCUGUGGACGCGCACUUGCGCACGCACACGGGAGAAAAACCUUUCAGCUGCUCGAGCUGCGAGGCCAGCUUCACGCGCCACCCGGCGCUGCUGCAGCACAUGAAGAAGCACUCCGGCAUCAAGCCCUUCGCCUGCCCGGUGUGCCAGUGCCGCUUCACGCUGCGCCACACGCUGGAGCAGCACGUGAGGACGCACACGCAGGAGAAACCCUUCGACUGCUCCCUCUGCGGGAAGAGCUUCUCUCGAAAGGGCGGCCUCAGCACGCACAUGGUGACCCACACGGGGGAGAAGCCGUUUCACUGCAGCGUCUGCAACAGGGCCUUCUCCUGGAGCUCGCAGCUGAAGAGACACAAGUGUGCCGGCCACAUGCCUGCUGUCCUUACGCUGACGCAUGUGCCGGCGCAGGAGCUGGCGGUCAGCACAAAGUAGAAGAAGAACUUCUGCUUGGAAUCACCACUUUUACUUUUAAGGGGUCUCACGGACAAGUUGGAAAGAGCUGGAAAAUCAAAUGCAACGUUCUUCAUUGUCCACAGCAACUUUCCAGGUGGAAGAAGAUGAGAAGAGAUGCCGAUUAGAAGUUGGGCUUGUGCUUCUUGACCUCCACCAUGAGAUGGUGCAGGUUGAUGAGCUCGGAGCGGACCGGCAGGCUCCGGAAGGUGGGCUGGUUGAGGAUCUUAUGGAAGCCGUGGUAGUACUGGAUGAGCUGGGUGAGGGCGCCCUGCAGGCGGGAAGAGGAGGAGUCACCAUGUGUGUCGGAACCAGGAAGGUGAUGGAUUCCCCGCAACCUCACCUGGAUGAUGCUGGUACCGUUCUUGAAGUUGGUGAAGGACCGCAUGACGUCCUGACUCAUGGCCUCCACUGACUGUUUCCACGAGCUGGAGAAUCCUCGGACCAGCUGACAGAUCCGAGCUGAAGCACAAAAACACGGAGCAGGUUUUUCCCUUCAGUGAGGAGGUUUCUUCCUGGCGUGGCUACAUGGUCACUAAUGCACAGCCUGGGCUAUAAAAUCCUGAUGAAAAUGUCUUGCAUUACUGUGUGAUAGACCAGUGCUUCUUCUGGAACGUUGAUUAGAAAUACUAGCGGAAGUGAUCAUAUUUAUUCAUUGAUCUGUACUGUACAGACGAGGGUUGGUGAUAUGGGCCUUAGCAUACAUCACCAUGUGACCAAUGGUAAAGCACAAGCAUUUAUUGGUAAGUGGCUAACUGUUGCUACUACAUCUCCAACCAACCAUGCCAUUCCAUCUGCAUAUGGAAAUGGUUUCGUCACACGCUCUUAUUUUGAAGAAUGGUCAAGGAAGUGUCCUGUGUGUGGAGAAUGUGUAUUCACGGCUAAGAUGAGCUACGUAAAAAAAUAAACAUGCUUUUCAUAUUUUUUUACAGAGGACUUCCACGUGGUCACAGGGCAGUGUAAAACCUUCCUUACGUUAUAGCCCGAAAUCACAAGCCGGUGGAAAUAUACUCAUCCACGCUAACCCUGCUAGCUUCCAUUCACGCUCUGGGAGAGGAGAUUCAGCUGUGGGGUGGGGGUUGUUCUGUGUUUAGAAUGAUCUGGUGCCACAACUGAGUAAAUACUUCCUCACACCAAUGCAAUUCAUUCAUCUUAUAUAUGCGCCACGGCACACGGUCAUCAAGCCAUUUUCUUAUGAUGGAGGAAUCUAAAGCGCUCUAGAAAAGAUGUCACCCAACCCUGGGACACACUGAAGGUGGAAGCAGGGAAGAGCAUACGAGCAGGAGUCAACAUGUGUACAUGUUGGCAGGGCGGCAUUGAACUGACCCCCCCCCCAAAUAUUUGAGAAGCACUGGUGUAAGUGGACCAAAAUGGACGUUGUCACCUUCCUCGUUCUUCAGUCGCUCCAGCUGCCCUUUCUCCACCAGUGCCUCGGCCUCCUUCACAAAGGAGAUCAUCCCUCCGAAGGGCGGUGACAAGAUCUCCUCAAUAAACUCCUGUGGGGAGGGGGUUGUAUUGUUGUUGUAUUAUCCUGCCAGUAUUUCACAAUGGAAGCUGCCAACGCACACAGGAAGUUCUCACCUGCGUCCUGGCCAGCAGCAGCUGCUGGAAACCUUCCACCUCUUUGCUGUCAUCCGCUGCCCUCUCCUGCACAAACACAGCCAUCAACUUCCUGCGCUUCAAGGGAACGUAGCGACUACCAACAUCAGAACGCCAGCGGCAGCUAGCAUAUCUUACAUAAUGACCAACUGCAAACCUAACAAGUGCGUGUCACGUGAGUAUAAGGAGAGCAGGAAGGGAGCGGGACACAAUGCUGGCAGGACGUUGGCAUCCUCCCUCCCUUUGAAGAUGGACAGUGUUUGUGGGCGGGGCUUACCAUGAGGACGCUGAGCAUCAUGUCGUAGUUGUUGAUGAGGAAGAUGAGUUGGUCUCUCCGGGACGGAAACUCUGCCGCCAUCUUCAGCACAAAGUUUUCCACCUCCACCUGAAAGGUCACCAAGAAGCGAUGGCUGGACCAAUCACACGCUUGUGCUCAAGCAGAAUAUAAACGACCGGUAGCCUCUGCGCCUCCAUCAUCAUCAUCAUCAUCUGGUUCUACUCUCA